Messenger RNA from Prorocentrum cordatum, 2689 nucleotides. The record is from the annotation of a GenBank genome assembly. Lineage: Eukaryota; Dinophyceae; Prorocentrales; Prorocentraceae.
UUAGGGAGGCCUUUGAGGAGUCCUGGGAGAUCUUCGUGCGCUUCCGGAAGCCGCUGGGUGAUGUGAGCUUACUGGACCUGGACCUCAAAAACUUCGUCGGGGUACCGGACCCAGAUCAUUCGGCCGUCUACAGUAUCGCAGUGGUACCAGUCGAGGAUGGCGACGCAGAUGCCUUGAUGAUGGAGCGCGUCCCUAUGGACCUCUUCGAGAUGCCUCAUCCAGUGGACAUCGAAGCGAUGGUGGUGACCGUGGAGACUUUCGGUGUACUUGGCGCUACUGCAAACGAGAAUGUACCCACCUUCUACUACCUGGAGGAGUUGACUCCAGUGCUUCUUAGCGUGUACCCCGGCACUGUGCAGGGCGGUAGCACUCUGACCGCCAUCGUCGCCAACAAUAGCGCGAUUGACGGCAACACCAGCGCCAACACCAGCGCGAUCACAAUCACGCUUGGGUCCUCGAUCGCCUGUGCCGGCUUGACGGACGUGACAGAUGCGUGGAGUGGCAGCGCCUGGUGGAAUCUAAGCAGUGGGGAGAGGGUUCUCAACUGCACGGUGUCGAAUGGCACUGCUGGCGUGCAUCGAGUGCAGCUGCUCUCCGUGACGCAGGGCCUGGCAGAUCCGUCCAUGGCGCCCAACGUGACAUACCUGCCCACCGUGGAGGACAUCUGGCCCCUGACUGGCUCCCUGGCAGGCGGUACGCCGCUUACGCUGGCGGGAGACGGCCUCGCGGGCAUGCCGUGCGCGGAGAUCACUGUAGGUGGCAUGGCCUGCUCCGAGACGGACGCCUCGCCGCUCGCCGUCGCCUCCGUGGGUCGGGGCGGCGUCGUCUGCCUCACGCCGGACAUGCUGAACGGAACCUCCCUCGAGGAUGCGCCGGAGGAGGUGGAGGUGGAGAUCGUGCUGCUGAGGCCGACCCCCGUGCUCCUCGGGACUUUCGUCUACGCCGCCAGCAUGACCCCGGCCGUCGGCGCCGUGUCGCCCGCCACGCACUCGGCCGGGCUCACCGUGGAGCUCGUCCUCUCGGGGCAGCGCCUGGGCGGGGGCGGCACGCCGCCGGCCGUCACCUUCGGCGGCCGGCCCUGCGUCGUCGAGGAGCACAACGAGUCGCACACGGGCUGCUGGCUGCAGCGUUCUGUGCCCGCGCCGCCCACGAACGCGACGGCGAGGCCCGAGGUGUGGGUCGAGGGGCUGGGUCGUGCAGCCGUCGACUCCUCGGCGACCUUCACGUCCCUGUUUGAGGUGACUGGUGUCUCCCCUGGAUACGCCACCAUCGCCGGCGGAGCGGUCAUCACGGUGACGGGGUCCGGCUUCCACCCCUCCGACCCCUCGAAGCAGGAGGUCUUCCUCGACCUGCCGGACGGGACCGCGCACGCCUGCGCCGUGCUCUCGGGCAGCGACACGGAGCUCCAGUGCCGGCUCGAGUCCCCUGCGGCCGCGGACGACUACAUCUUCAGCUUCUACGACAUGGGCACCGUCCUGGGGCGCAGGCUGUCCUCGGCAGGGGCACGCGGCAGGAUUGACUGUGCACGCGACCGGUCACCGAAGACGAAGGGCCACUGCCUCGCCAAGUCGAUCAUGAACAUGGGCAGGGUGCGCUCCAUGGGCGCUGAGCACUCUCUGGCGAAAGGCCUGACCAAGCUUGCGGCCGUGCCGCCAGCUCACGCGUUCUCGGGACCGCCAGAAGGACGCGCGGCGAGGUCGUCGGGCUCCCCUGCCGGCAGGGGGCCGCCGCAGCAGCCGCCCGCGGGCAGGCGCCUGUCGGUGGCCACGCAGACGACCAGCAGUGCGACGAGCAGCGGCACGGGCACGCUGACCAUCACCACCGAGACCAGCACGCUGACCAGCACGGGGACGAGCACAUCGACGCUGACUCGCACAACCAUUACGAGCACGCUGACCAGCACAACUGCUACGAGCAUCACCACUUCGAGCAGAACGACAGCGACUACCUUAACGACAAUGAGCAGCAUCACGAUGACCAGCACUACGGCUACGAGCACCACGUCGCUGACUAGCACAACCAUUACGAGCACGCUGACCAGCACAACUGCUACAAGCAUCACCGAUUCGAACAGAACGACAUCAAGUACAUCAACCUCAACGAGCAUCAUCACGCUGACCAGCACUACGGCUACGAGCACCAUGUCGCUGACUAGCACAACCAUUACGAGCACGCUGACCAGCACAACUGCUACAAGCAUCACCGAUUCGAACAGAACGACAUCAAGUACAUCAACCGCUUCGAGCAGCAUCACGCCGACCAGCACCACGGUGGCAAGCACCACGCUGUCCAGCACCACGGCGACGAGCACCACGGAGGAGAUUACCACCUCCACGCUGACCAGCACAACGGCUACGAGCAGGAUCUCUUCGAGCGGAGCGACUACGAGUGCCACGCUGACUAGCACAACCGGUUCGAGCACAGGAACGGCGACGGGGACGACCACCUCGAAGCACACCACGUCGGAGAAGCAGGCGCGGGCAGCUGCCCCCGGGGCCGCGACCGGCUUCUGAGCGAGGGAGGGGAAGGGGGAGAGAGUGGACAGGUAAGAGCCUGGACCACGAGUGUCGCGCCCCUGGCAGUCAUGGAGCGAAAGGUCUCCGCCGACUAGCCCAGGGGUUCCUGCCGGGCAUCCUGAAAGCUGAGAUACCUGCUCAGCUCGUGCGCCUGGACCUGGACUGAGUUGCUU